Molecule: messenger RNA, 2630 nt
Organism: Lactuca sativa (garden lettuce)
Lineage: Eukaryota; Viridiplantae; Streptophyta; Magnoliopsida; Asterales; Asteraceae
Source: RefSeq, a predicted model, not a curated record
UUCGCUUUGUUUAUCCUCCUCCUCCUGCGAGGUUCUGAUAAAAAGAUGACCACGGAGUUCUCAAAAUCAGUGGACACCGGAAUUAGGCUAUCUAAACGUAUAUACUAUGGAAAAGAAUACGAGCCUCGCAUGUCUGCUCCGAAGCCGGCGAUAAGGACCAAGUCACCUUCACCGUCACCAUGUUCAUCCCCUUUGCCGACGAAGCAUCAUCCAACGGCGCCGAUGGUUUAUGCGAUGAUUACUGAACCUGAUAUAGUCGAUAAUCCUGAUAUCCGGAGCUACCAGCCUCACGUGUACGGACGUUGCAAUCCGCCGGCGUUGAUUCCUCUUCAUAUGUAUGAGAUUUCGAUGAAUAUGGAGUGUUAUUUGGACAUUGCGUUUGUUACUGUUUCCGGCACUUGGCACGUCCAUUGUGUCACUGCAAGUGCAUGCUGUGAUUGCUGUAUCGCGAUUCCCAUGGGUGAGCAGGGUUCAAUUCUAGACAUCAAAGUUGAGAGCACUAAAAGAUCAUAUUUCACAAAAUUGAUUGCUCAUGGAGGUGAGAAAGAUUCAGAUCGAAUAACCAAGGCAAAAGAUGGGUUCUUGAUGAAACGCAACACAUACACACUAAGAAUUCCUCAGGUUGAUGGAGGAUCCAUUAUCCAUGUCAAAGUUAGAUGGUCUCAGAAACUGGUGUAUCAAGAUAAUGAAUUCUUCCUCAGUAUACCUUUCACUUUCCCCUCAUAUGUUUUACCUUUGAAGAACAAAAUUCCUCAAAUGGAGAAACUUCUGGUAAAUGUGAACUCUGGUACUGGGACUGAGAUUACAUGCACUUCUACUAGUCACCCUUUAAAGGAGGUACAACGAAAGCCGGCUGGGGAAGCAAGCUUCUCAUACGAGGCAGAAGUUCCUAAAUGGUCCACUCAAGACUUCUAUUUUGCUUAUUAUGUAUGCUCGAAUGAGAUUUUUGGUGGUCUGCUGUUGCAUCGUCCAUCUCUACAUGAUUAUGAUCGAAGAGAUAUGUUUUGCUUUUAUCUUUUUCCCGGGGCUAACAUAAUUAGAAAGCAUUUUCGGAGGGAAGUGGUGUUUCUUUUGGAUAAAAGUGGUAGCAUGAGAGGUGAUCCGUUUGAGAAAUCUAAACAUGCAAUUAUAACAUCCCUCUUAAAGCUUAAUCAACAAGAUUUGUUUAACAUCAUAGCCUUCAAUGAAGGCAUUCAAUCAUUCUCAUCUUCACUGGAGUUGGCAACAAAAGAAACAAUCAGAAAUGCAACUGAAUGGAUGUGGAAAACAUUGGUUGCAGAAGGAGAUACAAACUUGAUGUGCCCACUGAAACAGGCACUUGAGAUGGUUGGUAAAAAUGGUGAACUUAUUCCUCUCAUUUUUCUCAUUACUGAUGGUACUAUUGAAGAUGAAAGAGAGAUUUGUAAUAUGAUGAAAUUCAGCCAUGUAGAUGGAUGCUUGAGUUCUCCCCGGAUUUUCACAUUUGGAAUAGGUUCAUACUGUAAUCAUCAUUUCUUGCCAAUGCUUGCUCACAUUGGAAGGGGAUAUUAUGAUCAUGCAUAUGAUGUAGAUUUAAUCGGUGAUCGUUUGCAAAGGCUGUUUAAUAAUGCAUUGUCACCUUUGCUUACAAAUGUAACCCUUGAUUCUUUAGAAACUCUCAAAUCAUAUGAGUUGUACCCAUCUCGAAUUCCAGAUUUGUUACCAAGAAGCCCGUUGAUUAUAUCAGGUCGAUACCAAGGCAAAUUUCCAGAACUUGUGAAAGUUAGAGGUUUGAUGACAGAUCUAAGUAGUUAUGUGAUGGAUAUUAAAGUGAGAAAGACUUCAAACAUUAACUUGGAUAGAAUGUGUGGUAUGAGGGAGGUGGAUAUACUGACAUCACAGGCAUGGUUAGACCAAAACAUAGAUAUGGAGAAGAAGGUUGCAAAAAUGAGCUUACAAAGAGGAGUUCCUUCUGAAUAUACUCGCGUAAUUCUAGUUCACAAAGAUAAAGUAAAGCCGGCCACCCUUCAAUCUCUUCUAUUAGACAAGAAAUGUUCAAGAUUGGGAAAUGAGAAGGUGAUAUACCUGAGGAAUCCAUGUGUUGGAUUUGGUAACUUAAAGGCUACUGCUGCAAAUCUACCUCCAGGAAUGGAAGACAUAAAGUUAAACGAAGCUACAAAAAUGGUGGUGGAGGCUGCAACAUCACGUUGGGGGAUGUUCAUCAAUUCAUGGUGUUGGAGGUGUGUCAAAAAGAUGUGGUCUCAACUCAAAAGCGAGCAUUGCACACUUGCUAUCGCACAGAUCUGCACUGCUCUUACUUGUCUUGAAUGUCUUGAUUGUUGUUGUGAUAUGUGUGAUUUGUGCAGCGCCCUAUGAUAAUUCUGGUAGACCAUUUGGGCUAUAAUUUAUGCCCAUUGGAUCAUCAUGAAUGUUGCAAGUUCUAGGAAAGUUAAAAGGGUCGUGAUAAGCAUAAAGCAUGGCUCGUGGAACGUGAUUUAGGUAGGUAACUGAAAGUACAAUGCUAUUACGGGUAAGGACAUGAGCAAGUGUUUGUGUAUUACUUUAGUUUCUCAAACAAAUAUUUUUUCCCUCUCGCCUAGAAAACCAACUUAUUUGUGACAUUCGAUGAUCCGCCCUUUUAAUAAAAUUAUACUUAUUUGCAUAAAGGUUUA